CUGACUUCAAUACAAGUAUAUUGAGCUACAGGAUAGCUUUCAAAAAUUAUUUAUUAAUUCUACUGAAGAUCAUAAACUAAUAAUGGAAUUAAUUUUGGCUAUCAAGGGAAGAGGUUUCGUCAUGAUGGCUUCGACUUCCACAACGGAGCAUAAGGAAAUGAUGCAGGAAAAGUACAUAUUGAAUCCCCUGGGCCAACACACUAUGAUAACGUUCGGGGGAUUGACAGAUGGCUUAUCACUUCGAUUCAAGAAGAAAAUUCUCCGGCAACUGGACAUGUUCGAGGUAUCCAAUGGUUACAGCCUGACCCCCAAGGCAGCGGUGCACUUCUCUCGCACAAAUCUGGCCAGGUAUAAGCGGAGUCAGCCCAAUAAUCAGAUAUCAAUGCUGAUCGGUGGCAUCGAUGUCAUCAAUGGUCCCGAGUUGCAUUGCAUUGAUUCUAAUGGCACAGCGGCUUCCAUACCAUACGGGGUACAUGGAUCACGUCCCGAAUUCUGUGACACUCUCCUUCGGGAUCACUUCCAGCCGAAUCUUCACCAGGAGGCGGCCUAUAAAGCCCUCAAAAACUGUUCUGAUCAAAUCAUAAAGAAAUUUGGCGAUAAUAAGUUCAAUUUCAAGGCAUACGUAAUCAAAAGAGGAGGCAUCAAUAGGGUUGGUUACGGGGAGCCCUUGAAAAGUAACGUAACACCUUGUUAGAACAGUCCUUAUACUCUUUCCAUAUGUUUAAUAUUGCUCGAUUGGCAAAAAUUACAUAUUUGUAAAAAGCUGAAGGCUUCUAAGGGUGCUGUAAAUUAAUAAUAAAAUUGUUAAUACUAACAGUGAAC
Drosophila serrata is the source of this 822-nucleotide messenger RNA. RefSeq names its product putative proteasome subunit beta type-2. The record is from RefSeq and is a predicted model, not a curated record. Gene Ontology annotation, cellular component: nucleus; proteasome core complex; cytoplasm. Lineage: Eukaryota; Metazoa; Arthropoda; Insecta; Diptera; Drosophilidae.